UGGAAUGGAGCACAUCAGCAUGUUUUUGUUAUGGAACCAGAUCAGCAUCCCGGACCUCCGAGACGUGAGGCAGCCGUGAGAUCCAGCAGCAGGUCGCCGGUGGUGCCGCACCUGUUGUUCUUCCGCAACUUCAGCAAUGGUGGCGCUGUGGCGCUGAAGACGACCGUUAAACCCGCAGUGUGCUGGCCUGGCUGAGAUGCGAAGCGAACACAGUGGAGCUCACAAGCAAACCGUAAUGGCGACUGCUGGUGGAACAGCAGAUCCGGGAUCAACAGCCACGACAGGGACCAGUGGCAUCUUCAAAGGAGGUCCUUCAGAGAUGCCUGGCUCCUCAGGCACCACUCAGAGUAUGAAGAAGACCAUCGGCCACCGGGGAGUUGAGACCACCACCGGAGAGACCACCUACAAAAAGACGACUUCCUCUGCCCUUAAAGGUGCCAUUCAGUUGGGCAUCACUCACACAGUGGGCAGCUUGAGUCAGAAGGCUGAAAGGGAUGUGCUCAUGCAGGAUUUUGUGGUUGUAGAAAGUAUCUUUUUCCCCAGCGAAGGUAGUAACCUUACGCCAGCUCAUCACUACAGUGACUUCCGUUUUAAGACAUACGCUCCCAUCGCCUUCCGUUACUUCAGAGAACUGUUUGGCAUUCGGCCAGAUGACUACCUGUAUUCUCUGUGUAACGAGCCACUGAUUGAGCUCUCCAACCCUGGAGCCAGUGGAUCGCUCUUCUAUGUCUCUAGUGAUGAUGAGUUCAUCAUUAAAACUGUUCAGCACAAAGAGGCAGAGUUUCUCCAGAAGCUGCUUCCUGGAUACUUCAUGAACAUAAACCAAAACAAGCGCACACUGCUCCCCAAGUUCUACGGACUCUACUGCGUUCAAGCAGGGGGGAAGAAUAUUCGCAUAGUUGUAAUGAACAAUCUUCUACCCCGAAUCAUCCCCAUGCACCUCAAAUAUGACAUGAAAGGAUCCACUUAUAAGAGACGGGCGUCGCCGAAGGAGAGAGAGAAGGCUGUUCCCACGUACAAAGACCUCGACUUCAUCCAGGAUUUGCCCGAUGGCCUCCAGCUGGAAGCAGAUAACUACAAUGCUCUCAGCAAGACAAUACAGAGGGAUUGCCUGCUCUUGCAGAGUUUCAAGAUUAUGGAUUACAGUCUUCUGAUGGGCAUUCACAACAUGGACCAGGCUAGUCGGGAGCGGGUCGGGGGCUAUUCUGUGGACAGCGGGGGGUCGGAGGGAGCGGUGACGCCGGAUCAACGGCGGCCUCAAGCCCAGAAAAGUCUUUACUGUACAGCUAUGGAGUCCAUCCAGGGGGAGGCUCGAGGGAAGGGUGCUUUGGAUUCUGAAGACCACAUGGGAGGCAUUCCAGCUCGGAAUGGAAAAGGAGAGCGGUUACUCAUCUACAUCGGCAUCAUAGACAUCCUCCAAUCUUAUAGAUUUGUUAAAAGGCUGGAGCACUCCUGGAAGGCACUUGUACACGAUGGGGACACAGUUUCAGUUCACAGACCUGGUUUUUACGCAGAGCGCUUCCAACAGUUCAUGUGUAACACGGUGUUCAGGAAAAUUCCUCUAAAGCCUUCCCCAUCUAAGAAGAGUCGUGGUGGAGGUCAAGCGGGGCUUAGGCGGGCUCCCACUCUUGGAGCUCCCACCCCACUCUCACACGCAAUGGGGCACUCAGCUAUGGAUCCCAGACUGGUUUACCAUCCCCAUUUUAAAAGCACAGAGUCAGAAACCGACAAUGUUCAGCCAGGCAGACCGGAUCUAGUUCCCAGGACCCCACCGCUGCAUGACAACCCGGCUGACUGUGAGGCCAAUCUGUCCACCUCGUCUGUAGGCAGCCUAGAACUUGCUUCGUCUCCUCUCCUAAGGUCUGUCGGGGUGGAGGUGCACAAAUCAGCUCACACAGACUACGACCAGGGUGUCUUUCACAGCUUCGAGAUUGAGGGCACUGCAGAUCAUUCUGGCCACUUGUCUGGAAGUGAAGAUGUAGUUUCACUAUCUGACAUCAUCCCUGAGACCAACAUCAAUUUUUAAAGAAACAGAUGAAGUGCCAUUGAAAGAGGAGACAGCUAGAGAAUGCGAACUGGGCAGAGUGAUGGAUAAAUGAUAGCCAGCCAUCCAAGUCAGAAGCCCUUCACGUGUCAACCCAGCACUCCCAUUUUAUACAGACAGACUGGACGCUGGAGGAAGCAGCCAGGUGGAGGUUGUCAUGAGGGGAAAACUCAGAGAUCCACGCUACACGCUUGGGUAUUCGUGCGUAUUGUCUUUUCUAGCCGUCAACGCUGUCACACAAUGUCCCAAAUCACCAGGAAUAUGGGUUGUGACCACAAUUAUUUUUUUAUAUGGAUGAUUUAGAAUUUCUUUUCCUCUCUCUGAGGAUCAUGAGGGUAGUGAAAUGGUGAUGAGUCACUUUUUGAAGCAUUGAGUGGAGCGAGUGUGUGGGCACAAACAGGAACAGUGCACGCUGAAGUAAGUCUGAGUGGGAUCAUAGUUGUCACUUUUUUUUUUUUUAAGUCUUCCUGUUACAUCACAUUUGCCUUCCACUUUGUACCCUCCUCGCAGGCGCACUCACUCUGAGCUGUCCCGUAUGUUUUUAGCCUCUUAUCGACAAAUAAGAGAACACUUGCUGCUGUCCCACACUGCAGUCACAUUGUCUUAAAAUUGUGGAUUUUUUUUUUUUUUUUUUUUUAAAGUAACAGUAGCUAAUGGCUCAAACCAGUGCUAGAUUAUCAGGUUUUUGUCCUGAUACAUUGUGCCAGAAGCCGUUGAGGUGCUGCUGAAUGUGUGUGUGUGUGUGUGUAUGUGUAUGUGUGUGUGUGUGUAUGUGUGUGUGUGUGUGUGUGUGUUUCUUUUUCUCUUCCCCGGCUUCGAUAGAAUGCGUCUUAUUAACCUGGAAGAAUGCGCUAAACAUCUCUAGCCCACAUGUCCCUGAAAUGACCAGAUGUGCUAAACGUUUCUCUUGGAAUGGUGAGAAAAGCAGUUGGCAGCCAGUAGAUGAAGUAUCAAGCUGAAGGCUGCGGUCAUUUUAGGUGUUGUCUGUUAAUCCCCCCCCUCCCUCAUCCCCCCACAACCCUCCUCCGCGAUGCAUUAUUGUCCUCUCGUCCGACAUGAUGCUCAAUUAACUUUCUUUUAACAGUGAAACACAAAAUUGCCUUAUCACUACAACGGAAACCAUCCGGCUCCAAUGUGUGUGUCUUUGCAGACAAUUUGUCUAUGUUUUGAGAAGUAUUUUCAUGUCAAGCGCACAAUCCUUUUUUGUAUCAUAUAUGGGCCACACUGAAAAACAAAAACUGAGAUAGAGUUGUCAUCAUUUUAAGAACUUUUUAAGAAGAGUUUCAUCGAGGUUAAACAAAAGUUGAAUCGAAGCAGCUCAACUUUUGGUUCCGAGAAAAGUCCAGUUCCCGCACUCUUAACAACUUAAUGUCAAAUAUUCUGUGCGGACCUGAAUGCAACAUGAGAUUAGCAGCCCCUGUCUUUCUGUCGAGCGCUACUAUAGAUCAUCUGAUGACAGUCAAAUAGUUAACAUUUCCUUGACAAUAUAAUCUAGAGGGGAAAAUGUUUUAUUGCAAUAUGCGUAAUUCACAAAUAAUUGUAUAGUUGUAAAUGUAACAUUGUAUGAGAUCUUACGAAAUUGACUUAAUUGUAAUUUUUUAAAAAAUAUAAUUACAAAAUUGGCUUUUCUUAUGUUUGCAACUUUUCUCAUAAAAUUAGAUACUUAUGAAUCAAUCUUGGGAGGAAAAAUAAAUCACUUGUAAAAUUGCAAUUUAAAUUCAAAUUGAUUUUUUUUCCCUCUUAAUUGUGAUUUUAUAAUUAACAUUGCGACUUGGGGUUAGGUUCUGCCAAGAGAGCUCAUUCUCUUAAGGGGAAAAAAAAACAUUGAAUAGUUUUGUUUCUUGUAAAAUUGUUUACCAUUCUCAAGAAAUUACAACUAGUGUAUAAUGACUUGUUUUCCUCAUAAAAUACCAAUGUUGUUCUUUAGAUUACUUCUGUUCUCAUGAAAUUUACAAAUACAAGUUUUCCUUUUCCUUGGCAGUGUGGCCCUCAUAUUCCCUUGUACUGUUUGGUUAUUAAAGUGUUUGAAAGCAUCAUAAUGUCAAUAUUUAGUUGAACAUUUUGGCAAUUGGAAUUUUAGUAUAAAUUUUUUGAAGCACUACUGUGCUGCAAUGUGUAUGGAUAGGUCUGAUCUGCAUAGGUCAGCUGCUGGCUUGCCAAAUUGCCAACAAUGUUCAACUGAGAGCUGUAUUGUUAUUUGGAAUGUUGUCCUCAAGAUGCCAUAAAAACACACACACUGAUUCCUUUUGUGCAGUGUUUCCCAACAUUCAUUGAGCCAAGAAACAAAAAAGUUACUAAAUUGUGUCUUGAUGAUUAUUUGGGAAUGGGAACAGUUGGAUACACAGGUUAAUUGUACCUUCAGCCACCUAGUGAAAGAAUAAACGUUCUGCUUGACACAAAAAGGUAAUCUGCCACAGUUUUUGCAGUGAAUAGCAAAAAAAAAAAGUAUACGCCGUCCCCUCAAAACGUUAAAAUCUGCUUGGUUUAAACAAUAAAUAAAACAAAUGUGUUUUCCCAAAGCCACUUUAGAAUCAUAAUUUUAACUCAUUUACAGAUUUGUUAAAACAUUAAAAAGUCUAAAGUGUGCUUAUGUUGGUGUUCUGGUUGCCAAAAACGCCAGCUAACAACCCAGGCUACAUCUGUUCCUCAAUGCACACAGAUCGUGGAACUGUCAACCUCAUUCAUUACUUCUUUGACAACAAUUGCUGCUUUCCUAUUGGACGGGGAUUUGGCGGUGUCCUAAGGCGUUCCACAUAUGUCCUUUUUCAGCAAAUAACCUGCAUGGGGGUGAAAAAUGCAAAUAGCAGCGGAUUCACUGUAUGUUGGCAAAGGAUAUAUUAUGUGAGUAAGUGAUGAUUUUGGAUCAAUUUAGGAAAUUGGAUCGUUUUCCACGGCUCAGUCGUUGGUAAUCGCUGCUUUAAAGCACCUACGCUCAUACAAUAGAUGAAUGAUAAAUGUCUUUCGAUCAUUUCUGCCGGUUACAGAAAUGACAACCUGCCUAAAUCCACACUUGGACCAAUAUUAUUGUUAUAAACUUGGUGUGUAACUACAUGUUUAUUGUAUUGUACUGUAUGUAGUAUUCAUAACACAUCGGCUUUUCCUUUUAUUUGGUUGUGUUCUUCCUGUUGCAGUCGAAACAACACUGUGACAAGCAAUGUCACUUUUUUUUUCGGCCCUGUAAUGAGUUUUACACCAGUGAGAUUUCUCAUACUAUUACCAAGUGACUUGAGAAGGAUGUCACCUCAACUUUUAACGCAGCCACGUGGUGUCUCCAACAGAGGCGAAAGGGCCGAUGAAUAUUGACUGCAGAAAAACAAAAUGUUGAGUUUUAAGUGUUAUCUAAGCCUGUCAGUGCACCAAAGAGAAGAACGGGGCAGGUCAAAGUUCAAACUCCACUUGUUUAUGGUAAUAAUAGUGGUUUGACCGGUGUUUUAGGAUCUAUUUCGAAACUGGAAUUUUUGUUUUAUUGAAUGCUAAAUAGUGUCAUGUCUGAUAAGCUGUAUCAGACGUAUAGCGAGUCACUUGUUUUUCAAGUUUGUUUAGGGACUCGAUAUAUAUAUCUGUAUAGCGGUUCAUCACCACAUUCCUGUGACAUUCAAAUGUAAUGUACUGCGUAUGUGGUAGUGUGUAGAUCAGUCUAAUAUUUUUGAUCUAGUUGAUGUGUUAGUGGUGUUGAAGCAAAACAUGGAAAAUGUCCAUUUAAAUUGCAAUUUCGUAGGUUGUUUUGUUUUCGCUGUAUUCUGACGGGUGGUGCGCUGUAAUGGCUGGACGCAAUCUCUCUGCAUGACUGCUGCACAAGUGAAAAAUCUUCCUCUGGUGCUUCAGUGUGGCGACACUACAUUUUGUUAAGUGUGAAUGCUGUACGAACCACAAUCUGCCACUGCUCACUAUACAGAGAACUGUAUUUAUUUAAUGUGUUGGCUGCAGAUAAACAAAUUUUGUGUGAUUUUACUAUCCAGAAGGAUUUCUCAGACUAUUAUAUAUGAAGAGGGAGUAUGUGACAACUUCAAUUUUUACAUGUCGGAUUGUGAUAACGUUAACUAGAAUUCUAUCCUCUCCAUAACAGACCUCGGCUGUUAAUCUCUCAUUCUUUUUAUUUUUUUUUCUCUCUCUCCAUGAAUGUUUCACAUGAGCCGAUAAUGCUGGUUGUCCGAUAUGCUUCAAUGACUAUAUUUCUACAAAAUGUGUGUACAAAAAUAUUGUGUAUAAUGUACAUAGAAGUCACUGAAAUGCCUUCUCAUGCAAUAUGUGCUGCCUGUUCCUCCCGCCAUGUUUCAGUUAAGCGGUGGUGAUAUUUUCAUGCAUUCAAAGGAUUAAACAAGUUUUGUAAAUCUUC
Molecule: messenger RNA, 6380 nt
Organism: Syngnathoides biaculeatus (alligator pipefish)
Lineage: Eukaryota; Metazoa; Chordata; Actinopteri; Syngnathiformes; Syngnathidae
Product: phosphatidylinositol 4-phosphate 5-kinase type-1 alpha-like
Exons: 16
Coding region: 197-2026 (609 amino acids)
Biological process (GO): phosphatidylinositol metabolic process
Molecular function (GO): phosphatidylinositol kinase activity
Source: RefSeq, a predicted model, not a curated record